AUGAACCUCGGCUUGGUCUCCCUGAAUGGGUAUCGUAUAAAGAAAUUGAAGUCAUUCAUAUUACGGUGUCGAGCUUGUUUCAAAACGACACCGAUCAUGACCAAGGAGUUUUGUCCUGCAUGUGGAAAUAAGAUGUUGCAUAAGGUUGCGGUGUCCGUGGAUGAGAAUGGAGAGCAGGUCUUACAUAUAAACUGGCAGAGACUUGCAAAUAAACGCGGUUUGAAACAUUCGUUACCGGCUCCGAAAGGCGGAAAACAUGCGGUAGUUGAGAAAUUGUUUGAAGAUCAACCAAUACCACAGAAUCGCAUGGCGAAAGUCCAUACUGGUGGCUUUCUAAUGUCGUCCGUGUACUAUUGUCAUCAGUGCCGCAACCAAGUACCUCUUAGGAACACCGACAUGAUCUGUGGUGUAUGUGGAGGAGAAUUCCUCGAACAGAUAACUCCACCUCCUCGAGUUAUCCCUCAUGCUCCGUUCUCACAUUUUCGACAGCCUCCCGGAAGAGGGGCUCAUUUUCAUCAUCACCAUCAUCACCCACCAGCUCAACAGCCACAUGUACAGCAAGGGUCUAGUCAGAAUGCACCAGAGAACUUCUUCCAGUCACUUAUGGGAAUGUUCAAUUCACUCCCUAGUCAACCACCUGCCUCAUCGCAAAGUAGAAGCGGUAGUGGAAGUAAUACUCCAUCGAAUGGUCGUGCUCAAGGGCCACAAGCCAUAACUUUCUCCCUUGAUCAAGCCAUGCAAAUGCAUCCGAUUCUGGGACAGGUACUUUCUAGUCUGGGAGAUCCACAUAUGCAAGUCCGCAUUCAUAUCGGUGAUGACCGAGACGGAACAAUGCAUGGUCCAUUUGGUGACUAUGUUUGGGGCGAGAACGGCAUGGAUCGCAUUGUCACGCAGCUUCUGAAUCAGAUGGAUGGCACUGUGAGACCGGUUGGACUAACGGAGCAGCAAAUUAACAGAUUACCCAUAAUAAAGGUUUCGGAACAGCAUGUGAAAAAGGAUACUCAAUGCACUACUUGCUUUGAAGAUUUCAAACUUGGUUGGUGUUCUCAUUGUUUUGAGGAUGGUUGUGGGAGUUGCUAUUAUCACAUAUUCCAUACACAAUGCGUUGUUCCUUGGCUUCAGCAACGUCCAUCCUGUCCCAUUUGCAGACAAGAAGUGAAUGCUUCUUUGUUUCCUGAACCGGCGCCUGGAGCUCCAACAGUCUCGAGCUUGGAAGCGAAACGAUAA
Molecule: messenger RNA, 1227 nt
Organism: Ostertagia ostertagi
Lineage: Eukaryota; Metazoa; Nematoda; Chromadorea; Rhabditida; Trichostrongylidae
Source: the annotation of a GenBank genome assembly